CUGAUCAAGCCGUUUUUGCUCAAAAAUGUUGCAUUCGACUUUAUGAGAAUAGCACUAUUUCAUUUUUACUUGAAAUAAAAUCAAAUUGGGACUUUUAUUCGAAUUCGUAAUUUAGUCGAGAGCAUGAGAGUUGGCCCCCUAAGCAACGGGUCUCCUCUCGUAGACAGACCCGUUCGUUCAUUCAUUUUGCUGCGCUGCCUGAAUUUGAUUCAACCAAUCAGAUAGUUGAAUGUCUCCCAAUUAAAUAAAUAUUUUUAUCAUUCGUUUGAGUGAAGAAAGAUUCUACAUUAUUCUACAUUCAUUUUAUUUGACUUUGAAACCCCAGAGUUUCUGUAAUUUUUAAUAAAUAAAAGAAAAGUAGACUGAGCUAGAUUUAGCGAUAAAACUAGUAGCGACAAAAGUAGAUUGAACUGUAAUUACCUAAUAAAGUUUAGAAUUCUCCAGAAUCACGAACAAAAGUGCCUAAUAUUUACAGCUUGUAUUGUUUCUAAUUACAAUAUUAACUUUCGUUUGUUUUUGUCAGUGCUUGUGCUUUACGCGGGUCUUGCCAUGGUCCGAGCUGUUUUCUAGCAUCGUCCAGUCGAGUACAAUAUUUUGCAUGAGGUCACGGCGGUGUGGUGUCCGCAUGGAAGCCCAGCGGACUGCUGACAAAGCGCUGCACACGCUGCGCGCGCAGUUUCGCCGCGCUCUGCCGGAAUGGACCGUGCGCGCCUCACGACGCCGCCGGACUGCACGAACCAUCGGCCGCUCCAAGGAGGACCCCGCGAAACCAUCGAUAAUGCAACCUCGCCCUCGGAGGCCUUAAGCGAACCAGAGACUCCGCGGCCCGCGCCGCGUGCGCUUGCCUCUAUACCUGAGAGCGAACCCUUGCUCCGCGACCCACCUAGUGUCAGUGCUAUUAGUGAAAAUGUCGCGAAGAAAGCCAACGGUCGUCCUCUGCAUGUGCAGUUCGAUGCGCAGUCGCCGCCUGCGCCUGUGUCCAGUUCCAGCUCCAGUUCUAGUUCCUCGGACGAUGAGGAGAUCUCCAUUGCGGAGGCGCGACCCCCCGACGGCGGCUUCGGGUGGGUCGUCGUUUUCGCUUCUUUCCUCGUCAAUCUUAUCGCUGACGGGAUCACAUUCAGUUUCGGAGUGUUCUUCCCGCAUUUCCUCGAGUACUUCGGAGAAGGGAAAGGAAAGACUGCUUGGAUCGCGGGCAUAUUUAUGGCGAUGCCCCUUCUGUCCGGACCGAUCGCUAGUUUUCUUACCGACAGAUAUGGUUGUAGACGUAUGACUAUUUUCGGGUCUAUCUUAGCGACACUUGGAUUUGUAAUUUCCGCCUUUGUAGAUAGCAUGGAGUCGCUAUUCUUGACCUUCGGAAUAAUGGCAGGAUUUGGCCUAAGUUUGUGUUAUGUAGCGGCUGUAGUUAUAGUAGCAUAUUAUUUCGACAAAAAGCGCUCGUUGGCUACAGGAAUAUCUGUAUGCGGGAGCGGUAUCGGAACAUUUAUAUUUGCCCCAUUGACAUAUGUCUUGUUAGAUGAAUAUGGAUGGCGUGGCACCACAUUGAUAUUGGCUGGACUUUUCUUAAACAUUGCCGUUUGCGGCUUGUUGUUCCGGGAUUUACCUUGGACUGCUACUAUGAAUGAAGAGAAAGCCAAAGAGAGGAAACGAAGGAGGGAGAGAAAAAGAAACAAACGCUACGGCUCAUCUGCUGACAGCUUUUCGGAUAGCAAAAGUAGCGCAGCUGGAUCUACUAAAGUGGCAGACGCAGAAGGCGUGGAAACGGUGACUUCACCCAUUGUGCCACAGUUCAGCUCGCUAGUGGACUUACCUACAUACAUGACUGGUGGCGAAGGCGUUUCAUUAGAAGUGUUUGAAAUGAUGUCGAACCGCGGUCGGGCAUACGCUAUGUUAGCGCAAAAUUACCCGGGUGUUAUGUUGCCCUCAAGGAGCUUCAGUGACAGCGGAAGACUUCACGAGCAGUCUCCGCCGAGAGCAUUGAUGUCCCCGACUACUACGUCACCGGGCGCGUUGUCUCCUACGGCUGUGCCUGUGCCGGAUACUAAUAAUACUACUGUUUUAUCUGACAAGACGGCGACGUCUUUGUGGCUUCGCCGCCAGCACGCGAGUGGUGGCUCUACGAAGAAGCCGCCGGCUUUCCUCAAGGACCUGCGAGUGCAUAGACACUCGUUGACGUACAGAGGAGCGAUGCUCAAUAUUAACCGAUACAGACUCCGAGCGUCGUCCUGCCCCAACAUCUUUAGGAAUUCGAUGACUACCAUUGCCAAAGAAAAGGUCCAAUGGUACGCCGGCCUGUGGGACUUCUGGGACCUCGUGGUGGACGUGCUAGACUUCUCGCACUUUCUGAACCCGGCUUUCCUCGUGUUCGCCAUCUCCAACUUCCUGCUGUACAUGUGGUACGACGUGCCGUACGUGUAUAUAGCGGACAACGCGAUGAAUAUAGGCUUCAACGAGUCGCAGUCCUCGAUGCUCAUCUCUAUCAUAGGAAUCUUGAACAUGUUCGGAGAGAUCUUACUCGGCUGGGUGGGCGACUGGGAAUGCGUAGACGCAAGCUUAGUCUACGCGGGUUGCAUGGUGCUAUGCGGGGUGGUCACAUUGCUUGUACCAUUACUGACUUCAUACUCGGGGCUGGCGGCAGCUGCCGGCGCCUUCGGCAUGUUCAUAGCGGCGAAUUACUCGCUGACCAGCAUCAUACUGGUGGAGCAGAUCACUUUGGAGAAGUUUACGAAUGCGUACGGCCUGCUGCUGCUCAUGCAGGGCGUGGCCAACCUGAUAGGCCCGCCGCUAGCAGGCUGGGUGUACGACGUGACCGGAAGCUACGACCUCUCGUUCUACCUCGCCGGAGUAUUCAUCGGUUUGUCCGGCCUCAUACUGGUGGUGCUGCCGAUCUGUUCCCGCGCCCGUAGAGCUAGCAGAGCCAGGCGGGCCGCUGCCAACGGGCACUCAAAUACCAACGGGAAGCUGAUCGUGUGAGCGAAAUGUUAAUAGCAACGACAUGAGCUCAUCGUAAAUCUAUAAAAAAAAUACCCUUAACACUAUUAUUAUAUUAUACAGUAGAACGCCGAUUAUCAGAAUUAAUAGGGUAUUUGACAGUGUUAAAAAUAAAGUGCCAAUUGUUAGCAUCUGUGUUUAGAAUGAAAAUUGGCAGGGGUUUUUACUAUUUUUUUUUUACAAUAAAAAUAGGUAUUCAUAAUUUUACUAAAACCUAACGAAAAAGAUAAUAGUUUUCUUAUCUAUUGUCACGUGACCCAAAACGAUUGGGAUUGGCCGAGUCUAAAAAGACGUCACACGCAAGUAAACUUCCAGUUAAAGUGACAUUACAUUGCAUCGUUUGACGUUUUAAUAACAGUCGUGUGACGUCACGCACCAGUAAGACGCCAUAUUGUCCAGAGAAACGUUUUCGCGGCACCUUGAAAAUGGAGUUUUUGAUUUGGUUAUUUUUACUGAAAUACACAACAGAGUGAUGAAUAUCAACCUUUUACGGACUCCAUAAACAUUAAACAAUAACGUCAGAUCGAU
Messenger RNA from Chilo suppressalis (striped riceborer), 3516 nucleotides. NCBI's taxonomy places the organism in Eukaryota, Metazoa, Arthropoda, Insecta, Lepidoptera, Crambidae. The record is from the annotation of a GenBank genome assembly.